CCUCACCCGAACAAACUAUCACUAAUCCCCCCCUCAACUCCCAAGACCUCGAACUCAUGGUCCAAUGGUGCACCCACACCUACAGCACCCUCUCCCGCAACCCAUCCAUCGACUGGACCUGGAAAUCCACCAUCCCCAAACUCGCCGUCCACAACGCCUCCCUCAUGCACGGCAUCCUCGCCCUCUCCGCCCUACACCUCGCAUUCCUCCACACCAGCCACCCGCGCAAAGAAUACCUCAACACCGUCCAAUCACACCACCUCAAAGCCAUCGCCGCCGUCCGAAACAUCAACGCCCUCAGCCAGGAGAACGCCAGCGCAGCUUACGCGCUCUCCAACAUCAUCAUCAUUUUUCACUUUCGCGCUCCCGCUCCUCGGGGGCGUAAGCACAACGGACUCGACCUUCCUGGAUGAAUUACUCCAUAUCUUCCGCGUUAGUCGUGGAUCUCUAAGCAUACUACUAGAAGUCUCCGAAUGGGUUAAAGCCAGUGACCUGGCGAUCCUCACCACCACCGCCGCCACGACAGUCGGACACCCAAACCCGCAUGACUCAUCCACGUUAACUACCACCCUUCCUAGAUGAAGCUCUCCGCGAAGUCAUGCAUCGGAACCACACCUUAGGCGAAAGUAACGCACGCCAUCAAGGCGAUCUAUAUGGCUUCGUCCUCGGGGAACUCCGCCUCGCAUUCGAGAGUAUUUCCAGUGAUAGCGAAGACGGCAUCAUCACGGCGGUGUUCUGGUGGAUAUUUAGAAUACCGUCGGACUUCUUGGAUUCGGUGGCUAACAGGCAGCCGUUUGCACUGGUUGUGCUGGUGUUUUUUGGUGCGUUGAUGCAUCGCUUGCGGGGGCAGUGGUGGAUGGGGGAUUGGGCGGGGAAGGUCACGAGGGAG
Aspergillus ibericus CBS 121593 is the source of this 889-nucleotide messenger RNA. RefSeq lists its product as uncharacterized. NCBI's taxonomy places the organism in Eukaryota, Fungi, Ascomycota, Eurotiomycetes, Eurotiales, Aspergillaceae. Gene Ontology annotation, biological process: regulation of transcription by RNA polymerase II. The record is from RefSeq and is a predicted model, not a curated record. Gene Ontology annotation, molecular function: DNA-binding transcription activator activity, RNA polymerase II-specific. Bases 57 to 413 code for a protein of 118 amino acids. The transcript has a single exon.